Ipomoea triloba (trilobed morning glory) is the source of this 1166-nucleotide messenger RNA. RefSeq lists its product as uncharacterized. The record is from RefSeq and is a predicted model, not a curated record. Lineage: Eukaryota; Viridiplantae; Streptophyta; Magnoliopsida; Solanales; Convolvulaceae. Bases 194 to 886 code for a protein of 230 amino acids. The transcript has 2 exons.
CAGAAUUGCAGUCCUAAAUAGUCACAACGCUCCCCAAUAUAAUCCAACAAAACACGCCAUAUAUUCAUUCUUUAGUCCGCUCUAAAUCCUAUCCAAUAUACCUUUUCUCAAUCUCUUCUUCUUCUCCUCUCUCUCGCUCGCUCAUAUAUUUUUGUCUCAAAUUAAAGAAUCCUCUCGGAGCCACCCAGAAACGAUGAAACACAAAUUCUCCCUCUGUUUCCGGCCGGUCGCCGUGGAAGCAGAGGACGCUGUUGUUGUGAGUCAUGAUCAUCAUGUGUGUGAUGAUGAUUCUGUUUCAACAAAAAUUGUCCCAGGUGGAAAUAACCAACUGGUUUCAUCAUCGACCAGCGAAUCAUCAUCGUCCUCGGUGUCGGUCCGGAAAAACCGAAAAUUGAUCCGACGAAAACGUGUCGCAUUCAAGCACUUUCCUAGCCUCUUCAAAGCCAUUGUUUUUCCCGAUCCUAUGAAAAAUAUUCAUCAACUUGAGCUUCAGCUCAAAAGCAAGGGUCCAGUGAAAAACAGAAAGCCUUUCCACGUACUGAAAAAUGAACCAGGGAAACCAGAAACCAUUGCUGAAUCUGAGAAUCAGCCAGAAGAAAAGUCCGCCAUUGAUCUUCUGACCUUGAGCUCAUCAAGUUCUACAUCUGAAUCAAAAACGCUGCGAUCAAGCCAUGAAAAACCAAUUGCUUCUUCUUCGAGUUGGAUGUCAUGUUUCUGCACGAUUGUUUUGGCCCUACUUGCAACCAUUUUUCUGGGUAAGAUCGGAGCCAUAGUAUCAAUAUCGCUGGGGCUGAGCGGUUUCCAUUGGCUGAUUGGGUAUUUCCGGCCACCGUUAGAUAUGAUGAAGUCAGAGACGGCGGCUCCGAGGGAAAAUCUUAAAAUAUGACAAAGAUAUUGACGGCGACUACUAUGUUGCGCCUCAGUGCCGUAUUCUUUAAAUUAAUAUUAAAAAAAAAAAGAAUAAACAACUGUCUUAUAUUACCUCUGGUUAUUAUAUCUGAACAUUAGGUAACUAACUGUAAGUAGGAAUUGAAGUUUGCUUUCUUUUUUUGUUUUUAGGAAGUUUGUUUUUUAAAGUGUGAAUUUUAUUACACUAAGGGCACAUUCUAAGUUUUAUUCACUGUAUAUUAUUAUUUACCAUGAAUGAGAUUUUUCACAUGUUUACA